GGCCAGCUCGCUGGGGCUGCGCGGAGACGGCGCGCCUGGAGCCCGCUGUCCCGCCCUGGGCGAGGGGCAGCCGGGGUGUGGCGGUGCCGGGCGGCGCGUCGGGUCCUGCCGAGGAGAGGACGGAUUUGUGCUUGUUUAAAAAACGUAUUAACUAGUGAAAGUGUGAGGCACAGCCAGCACGGUGUGCGUGGUGCGCUGCGCCGUGCCGUGGUUCAGGGACAGUGCUCAAAUGCGGUGUGCGCUGGGGACUGACGCGCUGUCCUAGCCUGCUUUGUCUCUCACGUAGCUGUUUGUCCUUGAAAGAGCCUGUUGUUUCUUUGUGUCUCAGCUCUCGUGUGCUGGUUAUCCUGGCCUCUCUUGCUUGUGAUCACCAUGGCUGCAGUGGAUCGAUUCUCCCUCUUGUACAGAGAAAUCAGUCGCUCCUGCAGUUUCUAUGUAGAAGCCCUGGCUAUUGUUGGAGCUUGGUACACAGUCAGAAAGGUUGUGUCUCUGGCCUUGGACACUUACAGCGCACUCAGGCUGCACGUGAUUCCAAGGCUGAGUGCGGAGGUUGAUCUAGUCAAGAAGUACGGGAAGUGGGCCGUGGUCACGGGUAGCACAGAUGGUAUUGGGAAGGCUUAUGCUGAAGAACUGGCAAAGCGUGGUGUCAACAUCAUCUUAGUCAGCAGAAGCAAAGAGAAGCUGGAGGCUGUCUCCAGGAGCAUAUCUGAAACCUAUAAAGUGGAAACAGAUUUCAUAGUAGCUGAUUUCAGCAAGGGGCGUGAGCUUUACCCAGCCCUUGAGGAUGCUCUGAAAGACAGAGAAAUUGGGAUUUUGGUGAAUAAUGUAGGAGUAUUUUAUGCCUACCCAGACUACUUUACUAAUCUGUCUGAGGAUAUGCUAUGGGACUUGAUCCAUGUAAAUAUUGCUUCUGCUACCAUGAUGACGCAUAUUGUGCUGCCAGGCAUGGUAAAGAAGAAGAAAGGGGCAAUUGUGAACCUUUCUUCAGCAUCCUGUUGUCAGCCAACACCGAUGUUUACAGUCUAUGGAGCCUCUAAAAGCUACUUGGACUAUUUCAGUAGAGGACUACAUUAUGAGUAUGCCUCUAAAGGAAUUUUUGUUCAGAGUCUAACACCAUUUAUUGCUGCUACCAACAUGACAUCAUUCAGCAGCACUGUAUCAAAGAGACCUAUCUUUUUUCCUACUGCUGAAGAAUAUGCAAGUCAUGCUGUUUCUACUCUUGGGUUAUCCAUAAGGACUACUGGUUACUGGAAGCAUGCAAUACAGUGGACGCUGGGUGAGCGCCUGCCUGAGUGGAUAUGGGCAUGGUUUGCUCUGUAUUUCAGCAGAAUUGCACGCAAGCGAGCUUUGGCAGCCAAAGGGAAAUAGGAGUGGCUCGAUGUCCCAGGAGACAGUUCUGAUCAGAGCGCUGCAACAAUGUUUAAUGGACCUUGGAGGACUUACUGUAACUUAUCCAUACAUUGUUAAACAAGCUACGUAACCUAGACAACAGAAGUCUGGAUCCUCUCUGUAUCCUUGUAUUAAAAUAGCUCCUCUGCUGCUUUCCUUUAUGAGAGAGCGCUGAUGUU
Camarhynchus parvulus is the source of this 1568-nucleotide messenger RNA. It is a transcript of the gene HSDL1, whose product is annotated as hydroxysteroid dehydrogenase like 1. Bases 373 to 1368 code for a protein of 331 amino acids. Gene Ontology annotation, molecular function: oxidoreductase activity. The transcript has 5 exons. NCBI's taxonomy places the organism in Eukaryota, Metazoa, Chordata, Aves, Passeriformes, Thraupidae. The record is from RefSeq and is a predicted model, not a curated record.